Molecule: messenger RNA, 1541 nt
Organism: Nematolebias whitei (Rio pearlfish)
Lineage: Eukaryota; Metazoa; Chordata; Actinopteri; Cyprinodontiformes; Rivulidae
Gene: foxd3
Product: forkhead box D3
Exons: 1
Coding region: 222-1409 (395 amino acids)
Biological process (GO): anatomical structure morphogenesis; cell differentiation; regulation of transcription by RNA polymerase II
Molecular function (GO): DNA-binding transcription factor activity, RNA polymerase II-specific; RNA polymerase II cis-regulatory region sequence-specific DNA binding
Source: RefSeq, a predicted model, not a curated record
UCCGCACUCUGCAGGCCUGCUCCGAGUGGGGGGGAGGGAGGGAAAGUGUAGAAGUUGGCAGCGCUCUGGUUGGCAUCUAGAUUCUUGGAGACACAGGAACUCUUGACAAGCAGAGACACGGUGUGCGCGCACCAGGUCUCCUCUGCACCGCGCGCCCCCCCGCCGCUGUAAGUUUGUUUUUCAGUGAUUCUUUUGACAUCAAAGUGUGAGGAAGCCGUGAGAUGACCCUGUCUGGGGGCAGCGACCGAGCCAGCGACAUGUCCGCCCAAACUGUGCUCACGGCGGAGGACGUGGACAUCGACGUGGUGGGAGAGGGGGACGACGACGGCAUGGAGAGGGUGGACAGCGACUGCGACAGUCCUGGGGGAGGCAUCCUGCACGACCUGCGCGGGGAGACGGGGGACGACGACUUGGAGGACGAGAUCGAGGUGGAGAAGGAGGAGAUGCGCUCCGGUGGGGGGAGUCCGUGCUGCGAGAGCUCCGGGGAGGGAGAGCCGGGCGCCGGCGGGAAGGGAGAGGGUCACGAGAGCGCAGCGCCGGGAGGAGCGCUCCAGAAGCCCAAGAACAGCCUGGUCAAGCCGCCCUACUCCUACAUCGCCCUCAUCACCAUGGCGAUCCUGCAGAGCCCGCAGAAAAAACUCACCCUGAGCGGGAUCUGCGAGUUCAUCAGCAACCGGUUCCCUUAUUACCGGGAGAAGUUCCCGGCGUGGCAGAACUCCAUCAGGCACAACUUGUCUCUCAACGACUGCUUCGUGAAAAUCCCCCGGGAGCCCGGCAACCCCGGCAAGGGCAACUACUGGACCCUGGACCCGGCCUCAGAGGACAUGUUCGACAACGGCAGCUUCCUGAGGAGGAGGAAAAGGUUCAAGAGAGUCCAGCCGGAGCUGCUCCGGGACCAGACUGCGCUCAUGAUGCAAAGUUUCGGGGCGUACAGCCUCGGGGGUCCUUACGGGAGACACUACGGGAUCCACCCGGCUGCGUACUCCCAUCCAGCGGCUCUGCAGUACCCGUACAUCCCACCUGUGGGUCCCAUGUUGCCCCCAGGGGUCCCCCUGCUGCCCUCGGCGGAGCUGAACAGGAAAGCGUUCAGCGCGCAGCUCAGCCCGAGCCUCCAGCUGCAGCUCAGCAGCCUGAGCACGGCGUCCAUGAUCAAAUCGGAGCCGUCCAACAGGCCGUCCUUCAGCAUAGAGAACAUCAUCGGCGUGUCCAGCACCUCCUCGUCCUCUCCGGGCGCCGCUCAGGCCUUCCUGCGGCCUCCGGUGACGGUUCAGUCGGCGCUGCUGAGCGCGCAGUCCCUCUCUCUGAGCCGGAGCUCCGCCGCCAUCGCGCCCAUCCUCAGCGUUCCUUCAAAUCUCAUUUCUGGACACGUUUUACCGUCAGCGGCCGUGUCCAAAUGGCCCUCACAGUGACUCCUACCCAAGACUGGUGACAAAAAGAAAGAAAAAAAAACUCUUAUUUUUAUAUGAAGACGUUUUUACCGGGAGGUGUGAAGAGCACAAAUCAAAAAGCAGCACCGGACUGUAAAAAAAAAAAAAACUGUU